GUGAGCGUCGGAGGUCUGGGGGGCCCAGGCGUAAGAGAGGUCAAGGGUCAGCUCCAGCCAGGGCGGCGAUGGUGAAGCAGACGAUCCAGAUUUUCGCCCGUGUGAAGCCCCCGGCCCGGAAGCACCAAUCAGGGAUUUAUUCCAUAGACGAAGAUGAAAAAUUAACACCCAGCUUGGAAAUCAUCUUACCGCACGAUCUGGCAGAUGGAUUUGUGAAUAAUAAACGAGAAAGCUACAGAUUUAGAUUCCAAAGGAUAUUUGAUCAGGAUGCAAAGCAAGAGAUCAUUUUUGAACACAUUGCCAAACCAGUGGCUGAAAGUGUGUUGGCAGGUUACAACAGUACCAUCUUUGCGUACGGGCAGACGGGCAGUGGCAAGACCUUCACCAUCACGGGCGGGGCUGAGCGCUACAGCGACAGAGGCAUUAUCCCAAGGACGCUAUCCUACAUCUUCGAGCAGUUGCAGAAGGACAGCAGCAAAAUAUACACCACACACAUUUCCUACUUGGAAAUCUACAAUGAGUGUGGUUACGAUCUACUAGAUCCAAGACAUGAAGCCUCCAGAUUGGAAGACCUGCCGAAAGUAACCAUCUUGGAAGACCCCGACCAGAACAUCCACCUGAAGAACCUAUCGCUCCACCAGGCAACCACUGAGGAGGAAGCUCUGAAUCUGCUCUUCUUAGGAGACACCAACCGAAUGAUCGCAGAGACUCCCAUGAACCAAGCUUCCACCCGUUCCCACUGCAUUUUCACUGUUCACUUAUCAAGUAAGGAGCCAGGAUCGGCGACCGUCCGGCAUGCCAAGCUGCAUUUGGUUGACCUGGCCGGCUCAGAGCGCGUGGCAAAGACGGGAGUCGGGGGCCAGCUUCUCACAGAGGCCAAGUACAUCAACCUGUCCCUGCAUUACUUAGAACAGGUCAUCAUCGCCCUGUCAGAAAAGCACCGCUCACACAUUCCGUACCGGAACUCCAUGAUGACCAGCGUGCUGCGGGACAGCCUGGGAGGGAACUGCAUGACCUCCAUGAUCGCGACGCUGUCCUUGGAGAAAAGGAACAUUGACGAGUCUAUAUCCACUUGCCGAUUUGCACAAAGAGUGGCACUCAUAAGGAACGAAGCUGUUCUUAAUGAAGAAAUUGACCCCAGAUUGGUGAUUUUACGCCUCCAGAAGGAAAUCCAGGAGCUGAAGGAUGAGCUGGCCAUGGUCACCGGGGAGCAGCGCACGGAGGCACUCACAGAAGCACAACUCCUCGGGCUGGAAAACCAAAUCACAUCCUUUUUGGAAGACCAAGAUCCAGAGGGUAGACUAGAGGUUGGAGCUGAUAUGCGCAAAAUCCAUCAUUGUUUUCACUAUUUAAAGAAACUACUGAAGGACAGCAAGAUCCCAGAGAAGGGUACAACAGUCUCAGAAAUCAAAACCCAGGACUGCCGGGAACCGCUGAAAGAGGAAGAAUAUAAAAGGCUACAGGACAUUCUCAAGCAGAGGGAUAACGAAAUCAAUAUUCUGGUCAACAUGCUCAAAAAGGAGAAGAAGAAGAUGCAGGAGGCUCUCCAGUUAGGUCACGUGGACAGAGGAGAAUCGAGACACCCACACAGCUCACCCUUCCCACCCGGUAGCAGGGAGGAAGGUCAGAGAACGCCGCGGUGCUCGGCCCCCACCCAGGCCCCCGACUUCCGCACCUCAGGGGGCAGAUCCAGACUGCUGCACAACAAAACAGGGAUGAGAGAGGAAAUGUCACUGGGGCGCCAGGAGGCCUUUGAAAUCUUCAAGCGGGACCACGCCGACAGCAUUACCAUCGAUGACAACAAACAGAUUCUAAAGCAGAGAUUUUCUGAAGCAAAGGCCCUGGGAGAAAGCAUCAAUGAAGCACGAAGUAAAAUUGGCCGUCUGAAGGAAGAGAUCACCCAGCGGCAGAAGCAGCAGGUCGCUCUGGGAAUCUCAGAGAGCGCAGGCCUCUCCCAGCCCCCGGGGCCAGACCUGCAGGAAGAGAAGCUUCGAUCGCAGCUGGAGGAAGAGAAGAGGAGGUACAAAACGACGUUCACGCGCCUGAAGGCCCUGAAGGUGGAGAUCGAGCACUUGCAGCUGCUCAUGGACAGGGCCAAGGUGAAGCUGCAGAAGGAGUUCGAAGCCUGGUGGGCAGAGGAGGCCACUAACCUGCAAGUGUGCUCCCCAGCCUCGAACUCGCUGCUUCCCGUGAAGCCGCUUCCCCGGUCGUCCGGCUCCCAGCAGGACGGUUCCCAGUUCCCCUCCAACAGAAGGGGGCGGGAGGCUGGGGCGGGGCCAGGGCCGCCACGCGGCGUGCAAACCUCCCCCCCACCCCGUGGUCUCUUCCCUCCGUCCGUCUGCUGCAGUGACCUGAGCACCAGGAGCCACCUGCCCUCGCCGCCGUGCUCCGGCCCAGGCAGCCGGGGCCAGAGCGGCAGCCACGCCCGGCUGGAAAGCAGCCCCCCCGAAAGGCCCGUGUCGUCGAUCCCCCUCACCGGGGACAGCCAGACGGACUCCGACAUCCUGGCGUUCAUCAAGGCCAGACAGAGCAUCCUGCAGAGGAAGGGUCUGGGAGGCAACUGACCCGGUGGUGAGCAGCCAGCCAGCCGGGCUCUGCUGCAGGAAGGCAGUGCGG
Perognathus longimembris pacificus (Pacific pocket mouse) is the source of this 2616-nucleotide messenger RNA. RefSeq names its product kinesin family member 6 (gene Kif6). Bases 69 to 2564 code for a protein of 831 amino acids. The transcript is spliced from 22 exons. NCBI's taxonomy places the organism in Eukaryota, Metazoa, Chordata, Mammalia, Rodentia, Heteromyidae. Gene Ontology annotation, biological process: microtubule-based movement. The record is from RefSeq and is a predicted model, not a curated record. Gene Ontology annotation, molecular function: microtubule binding; microtubule motor activity; ATP binding.